Solea senegalensis (Senegalese sole) is the source of this 3585-nucleotide messenger RNA. RefSeq names its product semaphorin-5B-like. Gene Ontology annotation, molecular function: chemorepellent activity; semaphorin receptor binding. Bases 182 to 3460 code for a protein of 1092 amino acids. Lineage: Eukaryota; Metazoa; Chordata; Actinopteri; Pleuronectiformes; Soleidae. The record is from RefSeq and is a predicted model, not a curated record. The transcript has 23 exons. Gene Ontology annotation, biological process: positive regulation of cell migration; semaphorin-plexin signaling pathway; neural crest cell migration.
UCUGAGAGCUUCCGUGAAUCUGCUCCAGCUCCGUCUCUGAAACCGGCGUGUAAUGGAUCCGCGAUCGGUCAGAAGUGAAAGCAUCGGGAUCUGAGCCGCUGGUUUGUUUCUCGCAGCAAUUUGGUGAUGCUGAACAGGUGUUUCCCGAGGCCCUGAUAGAAGACUGGAUGUGGUUGUAGCUAUGCUUACGUCAGGGUGGGGGGUGUGGGCCUUCUCCUCCUGUGGCCUCGUACUGGUCAUGUUUUGGUCACUUUGUCUGUCCCAGCAGCCUCACAUCAAAGCCACAGACUGUAGCAGAAAAGAACACCCAGUCAUCUCCUACCAAAAGUUACGGCCGUGGAUGUCAGAGUUUUCCCAUCCAGGAGUAAAGGAUUUCUCUCAGCUGGCCCUGGAUCUGAGCAGACACCAGCUCAUUGUGGGAGCAAGAAACUUCAUCUUCAAACUGAGCUUGGGAAAUGUCUCCUUGAUACAGGCCACAGAAUGGGCACCUGAUGAAGAAACAAAGCGCUCAUGUCAGAGCAAAGGAAAAUCUGAGGAGGAUUGUCUAAACUACAUCCGGGUUUUGUUCAUCAAUGGGGGGACACUCUUCACUUGUGGGACCAAUGCUUUUACCCCAGUCUGUAUGACCAGGCAGAUUGCUAACAUCAGUCAGGUGUUGGACACGGUGAAUGGCGUUGCUCGAUGUCCCUAUGACCCGCGUCACAACUCCACCGCCAUGGUGACAGAGAAGGGCGAGUUGUACGCCGCCACAGUCAUUGACUUCUCCGGCCGUGACCCUGUCAUCUACAGGAGCUUGGGGAACAUGCCACCACUGCGCAGCGCCCAGUACAACUCGAAAUGGCUCAACGAGCCUAAUUUUGUAUCCGUUUAUGAGAUCGGUCGCUUUGCUUACUUCUUCCUGAGAGAAACAGCGGUAGAAAACGACUGUGGGAAGAUGGUUUUCUCCCGCAUCGCCCGCGUCUGUAAGAACGAUAUGGGUGGUCGAUUCCUUUUGGAGGACACAUGGACUACAUUUAUGAAGGCCCGACUCAACUGCUCCCGCUCAGGAGAAAUCCCGUUUUACUAUCAUGAACUGCAGAGUACAUUUUACCUACCAGAGCAGGACCUGAUCUACGGCAUCUUCACCACUAACGUGAACAGCUUAUCCGCCUCAGCUGUCUGUGCCUUCAAUCUGAGCGCCAUCACUCAUGCAUUCAACGGACCCUUCCGUUACCAGGAGAACCCCCGCACUGCCUGGCUCUCCACCCCAAACCCUACACCCAAUUUUCAGUGUGGCACCCUGGAGGAGGGAGGCCCCGGAGGGAAUCUGACGGAGCGCAACCUCCAGGAUGCUCAGCGACUCUUCCUGAUGAACGAUGUGGUCCAGCCAGUUACUGUCAACCCUCUGCUCACUCAGGACAACCUGCGUUUCUCUAAGCUAGUGGUGGACAUCGUGCAGAGCCGAGAAACUCUCUACCACGUCAUGUACAUUGGCACGGAAUACGGCACCAUUUUGAAAACACUCUCUACAACCAAUAAAAGUCUUCAGGGCUGCUACCUGGAGGAGCUCAGGAUCCUCCCUGAAGGACAAGUCAAGCCAAUCAGGAGCCUGAAAAUCCUCCACACUGACAGGUCCUUGUUUGUGGGACUUGAUGACAGACUGGUGAAGAUCCCUUUAGCGCGAUGUUCCAACUAUCCAAACAAAAGUGACUGCAUGGAGGCUCGGGAUCCGUACUGUGGCUGGGAUCACAAACAGAAGCGCUGCACCACCAUUGAGGAGUGCUCCAACAUGAAUCAGUGGACACAAAACAUCACCGAGUGUCCAGUGAGGAACCUAAUGCAGGAUGGUGGGUUUGGUGUUUGGGCGCCAUGGCAGCCCUGUAACCACGAUGACGGUGAGGGUUCCGUCAGCAGCUGUGUGUGUCGGUCCCGCUCAUGUGAUGGACCUGUGGCCCGCUGUGGUGGAGUGGAAUGCAAGGGACCAACCAUCCAGGUGGCAAAUUGUUCCAGGAAUGGCGGUUGGACUCCCUGGUCCUCAUGGGGCCAGUGUAGCAGCAGCUGCAGUAUAGGAUUUGAAGUGAGACAGCGAUCCUGCAACAACCCCUCGCCUCGCCAUGGUGGUCGAGUCUGCGUUGGCCAGGGUCGAGAGGAGAGGCUGUGCAAUGAGAAAAAACCAUGUCCACUACCAGUGCUGUGGACAAUGUGGAACCCCUGGUCUCACUGCAGUGCUGAAUGUGGAGGUGGUGUCCACUCCAGGACCAGAACCUGUGAGAAUGGAAACAGUUGUCCAGGAUGUGCCACGGAAUAUAAGGUCUGUAACCUGGAUGCUUGCCCUGAGGUACGCCGCAACACCCCGUGGACCCCCUGGAUGCCAGUCAGCAUCAGUCAAAACGGGUCCCGGCAAGAACAGAGGUUCAGAUACACCUGUCGGGCGCUGCUACCUGAUCCCCAGCAGUUUCAGCUGGGCAGGAAGAAGGUAGAGACCCGCUUCUGUCCUAGUGAUGGAUCUGGAUCCUGUCAGACUGACUCACUGGUUGAGGACUUGGUAAAGACCAGUGGCCAAACGCUGUCUCAGCCUCAAGAUGCUCUCUGGGGAUCAUGGGAACUGUGGUCCAGCUGUUCACAGCAGUGUUACAGAGGCUUCCGUACCCGGAAACGUAGCUGCUCCACGGCCGAGGGCAGGACCAACCCAAGCUCAUGCGUGGGGUCCCCAGUGGAGUAUCAGGACUGCAACACUCAGCCCUGUCCAGUGAGUGGAGCAUGGUCUUGCUGGUCCUCCUGGUCCCAGUGCUCAUCCAGCUGUGGAGGUGGACACUAUCAGCGGACUCGGACAUGCAGCAGCCCACCUCCUGCUAAUGGAGGAGACAUCUGUAUUGGCCUGCACACUGAAGAGGCUCUCUGCAACACACAUGGUUGUGAAGGUUUGGUGGAAUGGACGCAGUGGGGGGAUUGUGAUGAGGACGGUCUGCAGCGUCGCACUUGUCGCUGCGGCAAGGACCUAGCGGCUGAGUCCACUUCCUGUCAGGGAAAUGUCACCCAGUCCAGGCCAUGCCAGCCACAUGAAGUCCCAGUGAUUUUGCCAGGACAGGACGACCACAGCUGUGGAACCUUUACUUUGUUCCAGUUGGUCGCUGUGGGCUCAGCUGGUUUCUUUACGGCGGCGUUACUCUCCGCACUUGCCUUCACCUACUGCCAACACCUGAAUCGGCCUUCAGCAGAGUUGGCGGUGAUCCACCCCAGCGCGCCCAACCACCUCACCUUCAACAAGCAGGGCAACACCACGCCAAAGAACGAGAAGUACAUCCCCAUGGAGUUUAAGACGCUUAACAAGAACAACCUCCAUGUGAAUGAGGAGACAUGCAACCACUUCCCCUCCCCACUGGCCUCCACCAAUAUGUUCAGCACCACCUACUAUCCUCCAAAUCUGGGCAAGUACGACUUCCAUCCAGAGUCUCCCUGCAGGACCUACAUGCACAGCUGAGGGAAGACUGGAGCCAACAGCAGCCUGGAGGGUUUCAAGAGAUUAUCCUGCUAUUAGACACAACCCUAAAGGACAGUAUAUGAAAGGGAAAAAAAUUAAAGGUGCCGUGAGUAAAAUGUAGCAAC